CUGGGUCAGACAUUGGAUCGUCUGGCCCGACAGCGGGCAUCGGGUCACCAGGCAUGACAGCGGGCACUGGGUCCUCAGGCAUGGGACUGUCUGGGACAGCGGGCUCCGAGUCAACUGGCAUGACCGCGGGCACUGGGUCAGACAUUGGAUCGUCUGGCCCGACAGCGGGCAUCGGGUCACCAGGGCAUGACAGCGGGGAACUGGGUCAUCAGGCAUUGGAUCGUCUGGAUCGACAGCGGGCCAUCGAGUCAACUGGCCUAAUGGAAUCAUCAGGCUGGAUCAGUUCAUCAGGCUGGGCAUCGGGCUGAAUGAGGCAUCAGGCUGGGUAA
Molecule: messenger RNA, 329 nt
Organism: Staurois parvus
Lineage: Eukaryota; Metazoa; Chordata; Amphibia; Anura; Ranidae
Source: the annotation of a GenBank genome assembly